Lobosporangium transversale is the source of this 1460-nucleotide messenger RNA. RefSeq lists its product as hypothetical. NCBI's taxonomy places the organism in Eukaryota, Fungi, Mortierellomycota, Mortierellomycetes, Mortierellales, Mortierellaceae. The transcript has 7 exons. The record is from RefSeq and is a predicted model, not a curated record. Gene Ontology annotation, molecular function: NEDD8 activating enzyme activity. Gene Ontology annotation, biological process: protein neddylation. Bases 91 to 1362 code for a protein of 423 amino acids. Gene Ontology annotation, cellular component: cytoplasm; nucleus.
CUUGUAACAGACUAGACAACGCGGCAUUGCUUUGAUUACCGCAGUAGAAAGACAAUUUUCAAACAGCAUCUUGCAUCAUCAGCAUCCAUCAUGGUUGACACGGAGACAAUUAAUGAAAAUGAGCGCUGGGCUGGGGUUUACAAGCUUCUUGAUAGGAAUAGUCUGAUUCACCCUGAAUUUGAGCCUCAGGAAGAGAUUAAGGAAUUCAUCAAAAGCUGCAAGAUUCUGGUUAUUGGUGCUGGAGGCCUUGGUUGUGAAAUCCUGAAGAACCUGGCUCUAUCUGGAUUCUGUGAUAUUCAUGUCAUUGAUAUGGACACAAUCGAUGUCUCAAACUUGAAUCGCCAGUUUCUCUUUCGACGCGCAGAUGUGGGGAAGCCCAAAGCUGUUACAGCAGCUGCCUUUGUUAAUAAACGAGUUCAGGGUGUAACUGUCACACCUCAUUACUGCAAAAUUCAAGACAAGGACGAGAAUUUUUACCAAGAGUUUGCUCUCAUUAUUUGUGGCCUUGAUUCUAUUGAAGCCAGGCGCUGGAUCAAUGCGACACUUGUGGGCAUGCGUGAUGAAGAUGACCCAGACACAAUCAAGCCGUUGAUUGAUGGCGGAACGGAAGGAUUUAAGGGUCAAGCCCGUGUUAUUCUCCCUGGGAUUACUUCUUGUUACGAAUGUUCCAUGGACAUGCUGAGCAAGCCCACAGGCUUCCCUCUUUGUACCAUCGCCAAUACACCUCGCCUGCCAGAACAUUGUAUCGAGUGGGCAUCUGUUCUGGAGUGGCCAAACAAGCAUGGAGACCGUAAGAUGGACACGGACGACCCAAAGGAUAUCCAAUGGUUGUAUGAAACAGCUCUUGCGCGUGCGAAGCAGUAUAAUAUCCAGGGCGUCACAUAUAGCUUGACGCAGGGUGUGGUCAAGAACAUUAUUCCGGCUAUUGCCGCAACCAACGCCAUUAUUGCUGCAUCAUGCUGCAACGAAGCUCUCAAGAUUGCGACAACUUGUGCAAAGAAUUUGAACAAUUACAUGAUGUACAGUGGAAAUGAUAGCGUUUAUACUUAUACCUUCGAGCACCAGCGUAAGGAGGACUGUCCUGUGUGCAGUAAUUCUGCUACAAAACUCGACUUCAAAGGCGACAAGACCCUGGAGGAAUUCAUGGAUUAUCUUAAGGAGAAGCCAGACAUACAACUGAAAAAACCAAGCUUCACACUUGGAGGCAAACUUUUGUAUAUGCAAGCGCCUAAGCAAUUGGAAGAGACAACACGACCUAAUCUCGCCAAACCUCUCAAGGAACUAUUUGCUAGUGGAGACGAAAUCACCAUUACAGACGCAACUCUUCCUUUCAGUCUGCAAGCCAUUGUCUCAUUCUUGUAAAAAAAAAAAGGAUAUUGCAGUCAGUCUAAAUAAGUAGAAAAAUAAAACAUGUAAAGCGCAUUUACUGCUCCUUAGAAGGAAAGCAAAUGCAAACGCAC